AUGUUUCUUAAAACUUUGAUCUUCGCUACUUUACUAGCCGGUAUCAACUGUAGGUACGUGUUGCUGGAGAAAGAUGAUAUACCGGUGUACCUUGAUGAUGUAGAGCAUACCAGGGUACGAAGACAGUCACAAAUUGGAGUAGGCGUUGAUAACAAGGGCAAUUGGGAUUUGGGAGGUAAAACGCCCAUCGCUGGAAACGACAGGAAUAUUUUGAGUGCUACUGGUUCAGCGGCAAUGGACGCUAGCCACAAGUUGACGUCUUAUGGCGCUGGUCUUGCCUUGGACAAUGCCAACGGCCAUGGACUAAGUCUCUCAGCAAAACAGAUCCCAGACUUCGGAAAGCAACUGACUGCGGCCGGAAGACUCAAUGUCUUGAACACUCCUAACCACAAUCUGGACGCCAACGCGUUUGUCACCAAGAAUUUGCCUAGCAUCCCCAAUGUACCGAAUUUCAACACCUACGGUGGUAACUUGGACUAUAUGUACAAGAACAGAAUUGGUGGAUCACUAGGAGCUGCCCGCACCGACUUUCUGCAAAGGACAGACGUCUCAGCACUUGGAAAACUGAAUCUCUUCAAGUCUCCGAGCUCCAGCUUCGAUUUCAAUGCUGGAGCAACGCGUUCCUUCUCCCCCUUCAUCCCUAAAAGUAGUUGGCAACCAACCUUCGGAUUUAGCUUUGGAAAGUCUUUCUAG
Molecule: messenger RNA, 693 nt
Organism: Leptosia nina
Lineage: Eukaryota; Metazoa; Arthropoda; Insecta; Lepidoptera; Pieridae
Source: the annotation of a GenBank genome assembly